GGUUUCUUAUGACUCCCUACUUUUCGUAGACAUUCCGAGUGAGGCUGUUGUUGCCAUGUCGCGCCGCACGCGGAGCUGGUUGCCCUUGGCUCUUUUGGCCUUGCUGGCCUAUGCCUCUGUGCCUGCGUUUGUUGGAGGUGGAGUUUCCUCCCGGCCAAGCUUCGAGCGGUCGAAAGCUUCCAUCGCGCGACCUGCUACAAAGGAUCUGCAGCAGGUGCUCUCGAAGAUCAAAGACACCAUCUCCGAGGGUGAGUUUGGCAAGCGCGGGGAGGAAUAUGUCGCUGCCCAGGUGUUUCUGAUCCUGUGCGUCUUGGUGGGCACUGUGCCGCUCUUGGGUGGCUCCUUAUACUUUCUGGCAGGGCCACUCUGCAUGGCUGCGGGCGGGGCCAUUGUGGCAGCCGCCUUGUACGAGAUUGGCGAUGGCUUGUCGCCCUGGGUGACUCCUUCAGCAGAGUCUGAGCUGAAGACAGGAGGCGUCUUCGAAUAUGUCCGGCAUCCGAUCUAUGGCGGCUUGCUGUUGCUGUGUUUCGGCAUUGCAAUCAUCAGCAACAGUGCUAGUCGCUUGGUGCUCACUGGCGUGUUGUACUUGGUCCUUGACAAGAAGGCAGACUUGGAGGAGGAUAGCCUCAUGCAGACUUUCAAUGACUAUGGCAAGUACCGUGAGAAGACGCCGGGCAAACUUCUGCCGGACGUGCAGCGCAUUCUGAGCGCUGAGGCGCCAUCAGGAAGUGGAUCGAAAGCCACCGAUGUGUGACUUGGAAAGUCCUGCUGGUCAGCCAGUUUGGAAAAUGGAUGAAAA
Molecule: messenger RNA, 799 nt
Organism: Cladocopium goreaui
Lineage: Eukaryota; Dinophyceae; Suessiales; Symbiodiniaceae
Source: the annotation of a GenBank genome assembly